This is a messenger RNA of Echinostoma caproni, 675 nucleotides long. The record is from the annotation of a GenBank genome assembly. Lineage: Eukaryota; Metazoa; Platyhelminthes; Trematoda; Plagiorchiida; Echinostomatidae.
AUGCUUGCAAGUUCAACUAUGACAGAUGCCGAAAAAGCUGCACUUAGAGACCUACAUCAUUCAGCUGCAAAUCUUCUGGGAUCUGACUUUUUGGACGGACUUGAAAUGGACGACCCUGAAUUUGCUGUUUAUCGAAUGCAUCGUGAGGAGGAGAGCAAUUUUGUGGGACAGUUGCAAGAACUUUGCCAGAAGAACACCUGGCCACCACCUACUUACGAGUUUAUCACGAUGUCACACCCUAUCCCAGUAAUGCACGAAUAUCACUGUAGAGUUCGCUUGUGGAAGUGGGUCUGCGAAGGUUUCGGCAAAUCCAAAAAGCAAGCUAAGCGACAUGCUGCCGGGGCGCUACUUGAACGUAUCGUAGCACGCAAUCUGACCAUUCCUCCCGAAGCGUUAGAAACAAUGGAAGAAGAGAAUCUCUCUUUGCUAAGCAAAGAAGAAAAGGCAUGCACUCAUGAACCAAAGUCAAUCGCGGAAAGUGAGACGCGACUAUCUGCUAAGGCACUGCGCUGGCUGUGCGAUUCGAAAGGAAACAAAAUACAAUUCCAGAGUUCCGAUACCGUGGAUGGUCUGUGCGAUCCGUGCGCGAAACUAGACGAACUUGCAGAGAAGGCCAAAAUUAGUGCAGUCUAUACCUAUGUGCACAAUACAGAAUCAGAUCAAUCGGAACAGUAA